GCAGUAUCCAUAAACACUAAACACCAGAAGGCAGUGGCUUGGACUCACUAUAAACUCUAAUAACGCCACGACUGCCAUUAGCUCAUUCGUCAUAGGUUCUAGUCACCCAGCAGCAGAGGCUCAAACGGUUAAAAACAACAAACCUUCAUUCUGUGUGUGAGCUGAGGACGGCAGACAGGUUCUCCUUUGUGCUUCAAGCUGAGGAUCUCUGCGGUAGAGAUGUUGAACAGACCACUAGCAGGAACAGGUGAAGAGGUGGGACCCCAGGGGUCCAUCAGGGUGAACGUGGAGCUGCAGUACAAGCUGGGAGAGAAGACCGAGGCACGGCUGCAGGAGAAGGGGGCACGGUGUAUCGAAGAGGUCACCAUUAGAGAGCAUUACUACGACACAGAGAGCUUCCACCUGGCUUCUCAGCAGACCUGGCUAAGCAAACAGGGCAGUCAGUGGAGAAUGAUCAUAGGUAACAAUCCAUACUCUUCCAACAAUAUGCCACCAGAGCCAGAGAGUCAGGCUGCAGGCUCUGGAUGUCCCUCUACAGUCUGGGGAGAGAAGCUAUGUGUGGAUAGAGACGAAACAGAAGGGCCAAAGGGCUGUGAGGACAACCCCCUUUCUAUUCCAGAGAUAGGACAGAUCCAGGGUCAGCCCUGUCCUCCUGCACCCCAGUACAGGGAGCUGACUGGCCACACUCCCAUCAUCCAGCACCUGGCUCACUGCUUAGGGGUCCCAGUGAGAGAUCAGGAGAGCUGCAGCAGCACUGAGGCCAUGAAGGCCUUCCUGGAGCUGGCAGGGAUCCAGAGUUAUGGCAGCUGGACAAGGGCCAGGAGGAUGGAGUACAAGCUGCCUGGUGAUGACUGCACACUGGUGGUGCAGAAGAACCACAGCGUGGGAGGAUCUGCAAACAAUGAAACUGCACUGGUGUCCAUGAGGGCAGACAUUUUACAUAUUGGCCAUGAACUGGAGAAGAUGGAAAAAGUGGCUGCAGAGCUUGACCUAAGGCCCUUAUCUCCCAACUGACCAUGUUACAAGCUACUGUGUAUGGUUAUCUAAGCGUUUCAAACAGAAGUUCAUGGCAAGAGGACAAUUGACCCAAAUUAUUAAAUAUUUAUCUAGG
Molecule: messenger RNA, 1111 nt
Organism: Oncorhynchus kisutch (coho salmon)
Lineage: Eukaryota; Metazoa; Chordata; Actinopteri; Salmoniformes; Salmonidae
Exons: 2
Coding region: 220-1014 (264 amino acids)
Biological process (GO): dephosphorylation; thiamine diphosphate metabolic process
Molecular function (GO): magnesium ion binding; thiamine triphosphate phosphatase activity
Source: RefSeq, a predicted model, not a curated record